GCUCUUCGGCUACCUGCACUAGUCAGCCAUCGUGUCUACAUAAGACGGGACUAUUGCAGUACGUGGGACUGACGUGGACGAGGACACUUUGAACACUGGGUGGAACGCACGUCUGCUGACUCAGGCGCUGAGAGGAUACAGAGGCGGAUCAGGGCAAAGGCAAAAAAGGACUUUGACCAGGAGGGAAAAGGCUCCGCCACUUUAGACCAAUGCCCUGAGACUCAGCUGAACAAGCCCCAUCACGUCAGGAGAAAUGCUCUCGGUGUCUGCAGGUAUCAGCCUGGUCCUGGCUUUCUGACAGACUCACCUGUGGGUGUGGGAGAAGGACGAGUGAUACAGAUUCACACAGCAGUGUCAUCCCAGGGAGGAUGGAACUUGGUUUCUGAGCCACCAUCGUCCUCCAGCUCUUGCCCCCAGUGGUGACCCCAGCACAGCAUCAUCUGAGUCUCCCAGGAUGCCACUUAAGACCUCCCUUUACAGGAAGUCGGGAUCGGCACAGUGGCCAAGGAAGCAGCAAAAGGGGCGGGUCCUGUCCGUCAACAUGAUCAGCCUGCCGCUGGGCGACUUCCGCCACCUGUCCCACAUCGGCACGCACGCCCACCGCGACAGCUUUGGGGACCUGUCCUUCCUGAAGAGAGGUCACAGCCUGUUCCUCCAGAGCUCGCAGAGCGAGCAGAACCUCUUCCUGGCCUGCUCGCUGCCCCCCAAGCCCCCCCGCCUCAACCUCGACGAGACGGACCCCCCAGCGAGCCCUGCCUGGGACAGGGCGGCUCUUUCCAGCGAGAGGCGGAAGAAGUGCAGCUCACUGCCCCUGCUGGACAGCGAGGACGGGGACGAGCCGCCCCCCGGGGAAGGGAGCAGCAGCACAGGGCGGCACAGCUUCUGUUCCGGCCGAGACACGGAGUCGAUGCAGACCGCCUCAGAGGAGCCCCCGGCCGAGGAGGACGAUGACGACUGCGCUUUCACACUCAACCUGGACCUAGGCCCAUCCAUCCUAGACGACGUUCUGCAAGUGAUGGAGAAGCUCCACCAAUGAAAACGGCAGCACUUCCCAUUUCCUCAUUUAACAGGGAUGGUGAGUCCUUUCAAUUUCAUGACAGAAAAGACGGAGAAACAUUCAUAUAAGAACAGCCACAAGUGAUCGUCUUUCCUCAACAGAGUAUGAACUAUAGGACAUUCAAUUAGCUCUGUUCUCUUAAUAAACUGACAAAAGCCAUUGCUGGAUUGACAAAAAGAUGGACAGACACUCAUCCUUUGCUGCGUGACCCAGUCGGUAACUCAUAAUGGAUACAUUUCACUGGAGGACUUCUGAUAUAUUGGGACAACGUUACAUAACAGGUCAAUUGACUCAUGGCCUGCACUGAGAGAGUCCAUUUUGUUGGUAAUCUGCCAAAUCUGUUUAUACUUCCUGUCAGCACUGGGCACAGAGACAGUAACAAAUUCCCCCAUCAAGCUAACUCUCUUUUUACAUUUGUAACAAUGGAAGAUUAUUUACACAGGGGCAGCCAUAAGAAUAUCCAGGCACUCAAUGUUAUCCUGACAAGAGUUCUUUCUGGAUGGAAUUUGGACCAAUAAGAUGAGAAAGGGAGCCUAUCAUUUCAAUACUGUUAUUGUAUAAAUGUUUGUGAGCUUCACAGUGUAUUGUGUCUUAUAACAGAUAGUUCCAGACUUGGGCUAAGUUUUACUAAAAAUUUAAUGUUCCUUUCUUCCUUAUUCUCA
Messenger RNA from Megalops cyprinoides (Indo-Pacific tarpon), 1719 nucleotides. RefSeq names its product cdc42 effector protein 3. NCBI's taxonomy places the organism in Eukaryota, Metazoa, Chordata, Actinopteri, Elopiformes, Megalopidae. The transcript has 3 exons. Bases 455 to 1036 code for a protein of 193 amino acids. The record is from RefSeq and is a predicted model, not a curated record.